AUGUCCGAGGAUCCGCCAAGGAAGCGCUCACGCUUCGAUCAAACGGAGCCGCGUAAAGAGUCGCGAUUCGAUCGUCGUUCGCGGUCGCCGUCUGGUCGGCGCAGCGAGACUCGACGAAGUCGAAGCCCUGUCGCAUCGCGCAGUCCACCUGACCAGGACAGCAAGGGCGGCGCUCUAGAUGCUGCUGCUCGAGCCGCUGCUGCGGCUGCGAGAAUCAAUGCGGAUCUUCAAGCGCGCAAGGGCAUCCAACAUGUCGAUGUACCACCUAUUCGCGCGACCUCGAGUCCAUUGUCCGCCGCAACACCAAAGGUGUCCUCUGGACAGAGCAUAGCCAAAGUCGAUGGAGAGAUCUACAUCGCAGACGGUGACUACAUCAAAGAUAUUGAAGUCAAUGAUCUCCGCAAUCGCUACACACUGACCAAAGGCUCAACGCAAAAGGAGAUCAAAGAUGAGACUGGCGCUGAUGUCACUACCAGGGGAGAAUAUUAUCCGGACAAGAGCUUGGCUACUGCUGCUAAACCACCACUCUAUCUUCAUAUCACAAGCACAUCGAAGGCUGGAUUAGAAAAAGCCAUUGCCAAGAUCGAAGAACUCAUGAAGCAAGAGCUUCCCAAUCUGGUCGACGAACGACGCUUCCGACGUCGUGAUCAGGACACCGUGGAGCGAGAUGAGUUUGGUCGGCGUAAAUGGCCCGAAGAGCGCAUCAUACUCGACAUGGAGAACAUCCCAGGCUUCAACCUGCGUGCACAAGUUGUAGGCCAGAGUGGUGCAUAUGUCAAGCAUAUCCAGACAGAGACGGGCUGCCGUGUCCAGAUCAAAGGCAGAGGCUCAGGAUUCAUGGAACACUCAACAGGCCAGGAGUCCGAUGAGCCCAUGUAUCUGCACGUUGCCGGUCCUCAGCCUGAAAUGGUCAAGAAGGCCAAAGAACUGUGCGAAGAUCUUCUCAAGAGCGUUCGCGCGAACUAUCAGCGCUUCAAGGAUAAUCCACCACCGCAACGCCCGGAGACUUACACCGAUGGGUACGGCGCUGAUGCGCAGCGAGGCUCUUAUGGUGGCUAUGGUCGAUCCAGCUCUCACCACUCUGGCUCCUACAACUCCGGCUCCUACAAUUCUCCUUAUAACCCAAACAAUCCAGGACUGGCCCCCGGGACGAGCACCACACCCGUGGCGCCAGCACCGUCAGCAUCCCCAACCAAUGCCUUACCUCAGAUGCCUGACCAGGCCACUAUCGACUACUACACUCAGUACUAUGCCAGCCAACCCGGAGGCGAUCCAUAUGCGGCGUACGGCGGCUACGGCAGCUAUCUGCAGCAGUACUAUUCCUACUACCAGCAAUCGCAACCGCAGGUUCCUGGCCCGCCUGCCUCAGGCUACGAUCAACCGCCACCGCCUCCACCACCUGGCGCAUGA
Messenger RNA from Cyphellophora attinorum, 1410 nucleotides. RefSeq lists its product as uncharacterized. Gene Ontology annotation, cellular component: nucleus. The transcript has 5 exons. Lineage: Eukaryota; Fungi; Ascomycota; Eurotiomycetes; Chaetothyriales; Cyphellophoraceae. The record is from RefSeq and is a predicted model, not a curated record. Gene Ontology annotation, molecular function: RNA binding. The coding region runs from base 1 to 1410 and encodes 469 amino acids.